Messenger RNA from Pseudocercospora fijiensis CIRAD86, 906 nucleotides. RefSeq lists its product as uncharacterized. Lineage: Eukaryota; Fungi; Ascomycota; Dothideomycetes; Mycosphaerellales; Mycosphaerellaceae. The transcript has 3 exons. Gene Ontology annotation, molecular function: mRNA binding. The record is from RefSeq and is a predicted model, not a curated record. Gene Ontology annotation, biological process: mRNA 3'-end processing. Gene Ontology annotation, cellular component: mRNA cleavage and polyadenylation specificity factor complex. Bases 1 to 906 code for a protein of 301 amino acids.
AUGGCGCAAAGAGAAAAGGGCGGACGAGUUGUCUUUAUUGGCAAUAUCCCAUAUGGCGUCAGCGAAGAGCAAAUUAUGGACAUUUUUGGUCGCGCGGGACAGGUCGUCAACUUCCGGCUUGUAUACGACAAGGAGACAGGGCAGCCGAAAGGGUUUGGCUUCUUGGAGUACACAGACACGGACGCCGCAGCCUCUGCUGUGCGCAACCUGAACGACUUCGAUCUGAAAGGUCGGACGCUGCGAGUGGACUAUAGCAAUGACAACCGCGGCACGAGCAAUCAGAAUCAGACACAGGACAACAACCGCGCGCCUCCGACAGCUCACUUUGAUACGAAUCAGCCCAAUGGCGGUCGUCCAGAUGCUUCAGCUGUGCCUCCUCUUCCGCAAGGUGCAGACCUCCCACCUGGUGUCCAAGCAUUAGACGCCAUCAGCAGGACGAUCAACAACGUUCCAACACCACAACUCAUCGACUUUCUCAGCCAGAUCAAGGGUCUUUGCGCCAGUAACCCCGCCCAGGCAACUGCGCUACUCACGCAAGCGCCACAACUCGCAUACGCUGUCUUCCAAGCCAUGCUUUUGCUUGACCUAGUCGACGUCAACAUUGCUCAACAAUUACCUCCGCCAGGCUACCCACCUCCAAUGCCGACCGGAUAUCCUCCUGGAUAUGGUCCGCAAGGUCCGACUGGAUAUGCACCAACUCCACCACAGCAGCCAAUGUACCAGCCACCUCCGCAGCAAGCCCCGCCACCUCAACUUGCUCACGUUCCCGAAGAACAGAAAGCGCUACUACAACAACUAUUUUCAUUGUCAAGAGCACAGAUCGAUCAGAUGCCAGAAGAUCAAAGAGCUGCGAUCGUGGCUGCGCGAAAUCAAUACGCGGCACAAUACGGAUUGCCCCUUCUCUAG